Molecule: messenger RNA, 617 nt
Organism: Rhinolophus ferrumequinum (greater horseshoe bat)
Lineage: Eukaryota; Metazoa; Chordata; Mammalia; Chiroptera; Rhinolophidae
Gene: TSTD1
Product: thiosulfate sulfurtransferase like domain containing 1
Exons: 4
Coding region: 64-471 (135 amino acids)
Cellular component (GO): cytoplasm
Molecular function (GO): thiosulfate-thiol sulfurtransferase activity
Source: RefSeq, a predicted model, not a curated record
GGCCGGUGCGGGAGGCUAUGCCUUGCUUCCGGUUCCGGUCUCUGUUCCCGGGGGACAGGAGAGAUGCGGGCGCCCGUGGGCCGGCCAGGCAGCAUUCCUGCAGCUGGCGAUCGCGCGCGCACCAUGGCUGCAGCACCCACCGUCUUGCUCCCAGAACUCCGCUCGCUCCUGGCUGCUGGCCGGGCCCGGCUUGUGGACGUGAGGUCUCGGGAGGAAGCGGCCGCCGGGACCAUCCCCGGGGCGCUCAAUAUUCCGGUGUCUGAAUUGGAAAGUGCCCUGCAGAUGGAGCCCGCUGCUUUCCAGGCUUUGUACUCCGCUGAGAAGCCGAAGCUGGAAGAUGACAAUCUCAUUUUCUUCUGUCAGAUAGGCAAGCGUGGCUUGCAGGCCACCCAGUUGGCCCAGCGCCUUGGAUACAGAGGGGCUCGCAACUAUGCAGGGGCCUAUAGAGAAUGGUUCCAGAAAGGAGGUUAGGUAGAAAGUGGCUUAUGGACUGUGAGCCCAGCCCCAAGAGACACCUAACUGAACAUGAGGAAGAGGCAGACUCGUUGGGGUGGGCCAAUGCCUGUACACGCAAAAGCAUCCAAUAAAGAGCAUUUCAUCAAAGCCCUGGAAGCAUC